AUGGCUUCUUCGUCGAACAACAACCCGGGCCCCAUGUGCUUGAACACGGGCGACGUGAUGCGCCGCAUGCACAAUAUGCUGGCGGCCGACAACGGUGCAUCGCUGAGCACCUCGCCGGCUGUGCUGGGUCUGCUGAGCUCCCGAAAGCAUAUCCACAUCUACGGCAUACGCAUCACCAUCGACGAGCUCCUUCAUCUGGGAGGUCUAAUCCACACAUAUUACCGUCGACUCCCAACAGCGCUUCUCGGCCCUGGAGCGGUCAUUGUCAUCGAUGAUGUUGCCGAUGCCUUUACGAAAGUGACAGCAAUAAAAUCCAUCCACACCAAGCUCAACCGCCUCAUCACGGCGCGUCUGCCACUCGCGCUUGCCCAACACUCGGCCUCGCCGCGUAUCUACGCCUUCGCCCUCCUGCACUUUGCCCAUGUAUACCUGGCUUUCGAGUCGGCAUGGCAGGACUUCAACCACCGCACGCCGACCUACAAUGACCCAGCGCUGUCAUCCCUCCUCGAAGACCCAUAUGUGCCGCAACGCCAUCAUCUGCCCACCUACCAAGCUUCCGACUUGUAUGUACUUGCUCCUCAAGUGAUGACCGUCUACGCUGACGGCUCAUACAACGAGGCGGCGAUCGAAUACGCCGCGAUAUGGAUGGGCCUGCUGCGCGCGGGGCUGGACAAUGGAACCCCGAAGAGAGCAGUGGCAUCGUCGCCAGUGCCGGCAGCAAGCAGUCUGUCCCACAAGCCACGCGUCGAUAACGACAUCGAGACCGCCUUUGAUAUUGAGAAAGAUGCGCACGGCUACCACCCAUUCAUCGAUGCAAGCAAACUCUCCAUGAAGCCGUCAGACAUUCCUUGUCCGCCGCCGACCGAGAAGGAGCGCAAGGACUGGGAUGUUCAAGACAACAAGGCCAAGUUCUGGAGGACAGUGAAGAACACCCACAUCCUUCUGGUGCAGACGACUCUCAAGGCGAGAGACUUCUUCAAGGCUGGUGUUUACAACCUGUAUAGCUACAAUAUCUGGAUCCAGAGAAGGCGUACGCCUUGA
Messenger RNA from Lasiodiplodia theobromae, 1041 nucleotides. RefSeq lists its product as uncharacterized. NCBI's taxonomy places the organism in Eukaryota, Fungi, Ascomycota, Dothideomycetes, Botryosphaeriales, Botryosphaeriaceae. Bases 1 to 1041 code for a protein of 346 amino acids. The transcript has 6 exons. The record is from RefSeq and is a predicted model, not a curated record.